Molecule: messenger RNA, 4113 nt
Organism: Symbiodinium natans
Lineage: Eukaryota; Dinophyceae; Suessiales; Symbiodiniaceae
Source: the annotation of a GenBank genome assembly
AUGCCCAAAGGCAACCACAGCACCAUCUGCGAAGAAGGCUUGCCGCUGCAGGCCUUCGAGGCUGGGUUUCAGCGGCGCUCUUCCUGCGACACGUGGUCUCAGCAUUUCGAGCAGCCUGUGCCCCUGGUCAGUAUCCUCGCCUACCUUCACUGGACUGGCGAGCGCCUUGCGCUGGCCGCGGAGCACCCGUCCGAUGUCCCCAAGCUCGAGAAGAUGCGUCAGACAAUCACUGAAGAGUGGUUCGGGGAUCUACCCAUGAAGAACAUCCCCUGCAUUCCGCUGGAGAAAGACCUCCUGCAGGGCUUGGAGAAGCUGAUGAAGCAGAAGACAGAGAAUUCAAGCUUGCCUUGUCUCCAUCACAAGAAGAACCCAGGGGUGCUCCCGGGCUUCGCAAAUCUGACUCACCCGCGAAUCUUCACCAGCAGUGAGCUGGAGAAGUACCUCAGUCAGGAGGACUACGGCUCUGCCAGCAGCCCACGACUCUACGGCGCCUUGCUCUUCGCCUCCGUCGGUGGCGACGGCAGCCUGGGUGCGCCAGGGCAGUGGGCUUACAGCAUCCGGCUGAACGUGUCGGCAGGCACGCAGAUCUACACCCGGGUUCCCACGACCCGGCCUCUGGACUUGGGGCUGAGGACCAAUGAGGCUUUGGUCUACCUCCGAAGGGGCUUUAUGUCCCUGCAGCUCCUGGUCGACCGCUAUGCCAUCGGCUGGCCAAGUGUUGAGGUGACCGAGGAGACUGCUCCAGUCCUGUUACACGCCAGCGGCAUGGACCAUGUGACCGGGAAUGAGACCGUCAGCACCCAAAUGAAGCUGGCGGAAUAUCUCCGUUAUGCGCCACAGUCGCUGGGCACUGUGCCGAUGCCGGUGGGCGGCGUCGUGGUGGACGGCUUCUACGAACUGAUCGCUCUCGCCUUUCCUCUGGUCUUCAUCGUCGCCUUCCUCUACACUCAGAAGAAGGUCUUGAACGAGCUGAUCUCCGAGAAGGAGUCGAAGGUCCGGGAGAGCCUGCGCAUGCUUGGGGUGGGGAGCCCGGCCAUCAUCAGUUCUUGGUAUUUGACCUACGGGAUUAUUUUUGGCAUCCUCUGCGCGAUCUUCGCCCUCACGGCCUCCUUCUAUGUCUUCCCUGGUUCCAGCGCAACGCUGAUUUUCGCCUUCUUCUGGCUCUGGUGCAUGUCGUUUCUGGCCUUUGCCUGGUUCAUCCACUGCUUCUUUAACCAGUCGCGCACAGGUGGCAUCGUCGGCAUGAUAAUCAUGUUCGCGCAGUGGAUCGUGUAUUCCUCGCAGAAUCGUGAUGGCCCGCCAUCUGAAACUGUCACUGUGCUGCUCAUGCUCAUGCCCAACGCCGCCUUUUGCACGGGCCUUGCGGUCCUGGCUAAGUUUGAAGCCGCCCGCGUGGGGGCCCAGUGGGGCAACGCCUUCAUGGAGGUAGCAAACUCGUCCUUUGCGUCUGUCCUGGGCAUGAUGUGCCUGGACAUCGUCUUGUAUACCCUCCUUGGCUGGUACCUUGACCGUGUGGUUCCCAAGGAGUUUGGUGUGCGCCUGCCUUUCUACUUCCCCUUUCAGCGGUCAUUCUGGCAGUCGCUGUGGAGUCCGGCGGCUCUGGCCGAUGCAGCCGCCACUGCAGAAGAGGCCGCUCUCAACGGCCCGGCGGCUCUCUGCGUCGGCUCGGGCGCGGCCGAGCCGGUAUUCCGGUGGCACAUGUCUGUGCUCAAGAGUCAGUGGUUUCCGCCUCUGAAGCUGCCCGCCGCAUCUCAUCCAGACUGUUUCAUGCGGACUGUGCGAGCUCCGCCUGGCUUAGAACAUGUUUGGCCAUGCCUGCCCACACCCAAGCGAGCUUCCCCGUCCAAGCAGCGGCGCGAUGUUGCCCGUGCACUGGCACGUGCACGAUAUAGUCGCAAUGCAAAGCCUCUGCCAAGCAGUCGUGAGGAAUCACUCAAGGACAAUCUUGUUGCAAUUCUCUGCGAUGGCGACACUGGCUUCAGCGACUAUUUUCGCAGCUGGUCCACACCUGUCGCCCCCAGACAGACGCGUGGGAGACACAGGGAUGUUUUUCCGCUUGCUGCUGCGGCAGUAUGGGAUUUUACUCCCGAGGCUGUUGCUUUUGGGGCUGAAACUGCACUUCUGUUGCUCAAUGGGUGCAUUGCUGCUCUCAACUUCUUGGUGGCAGACUUUAAACCUUGCAGGUUUGCUGAAGUUGCAAAGCAUACAAAGGCGCAAAGGGCGGCAGUGGAGCAUUUGGCCGCUCGGGUAGCCCGUUUUCUUGAUGAGAUCCAGAAGUGUUGCCCGCAGGGUCCGCAAUGCCAUGGAGCUUUCAACCGCUAUGAGGAGCUAGAGGCCGACAGGUAUCCGUCGUUAAACGCUGAUGUCGUGGACCUGCCGGUGGAAGCAGGUACUUGCGAGACGCAGAGCCACAUCCCUGAGGACCUCAAGAAUGUUGUGACUUCACCAGCCAAGCUUUUUGGGGGCAACGCAACAUCGCCAGUGCAGAAUUUUCCCUGUCGCAGUCCGUCUGGCAAGCAAAGGAAGGAGUACCUCAAGCUAGUUUGGCGUCAGCUGCAGUGUGGAAAGACGCGGCUGCGCCGAAAUGUCAAUGCCGUGGGAGAUGUUUUCUCUGUCCGCAAGAGCCAUGGUCGGCAACGUGAAGUUUGGAACGGUUCCAUCAUUUCCGCCUUAGCGGAAAAGCCGCCUGCGCCGCAGUACCUGGCAAAUCCGAGCUGCUUCGUGGACCUUGCUUUCUUGCCUGGCCAGCAAGUGUUUAUGUCGAAGAGGGACGUUCACACUUGCUUCGAUGUGCUCCAGGCCCCCCCAGCCAUACAACCUUGGUUUGGACGGCCUCCCGUCACCCUGGGCGAGCUGGCACAGGCAGCUGACGUGACCGUGGAACAGCUGCAAGGCUUCGUAGUGGACCGGGUUGACAGCAUCGUCAGUGCCGAGGACUAUGUUUACCCGGUCAGCACCGUGUGGCCUAUGGGCUUCAGCUGGUCGUCUUGCGUUGCUCAAGCUGCCACUGUUUCCUGCUGCAUGGAGGCUGGAGUGACCGAGGAUUGUUUUCUGACAAUGGAGCAUCCCCCUCCCCGUGGCCUCGAAGCUUGCGGAGUUGCUACGGACGACACUUUCUUCUUCCACAUGGACCGUCAGCUUGGGUUGGAAAGGCUGAACAAGCUAGAUUCCAUCAUGGAUGCAAAGGGAAUGCCGAAGAACAAGGCAAAGGAUGUCACUUUACAGCCCUGUAUGACAGCGCUGGGGUGUCAUCUGUCGGCUGCUACUGCCACGGCUGAACCUGCAACUGAGAAGCUGGUGCCGCUCUUCCUUGCUUGGCUUGAUGUAUUGCAGAAGGGGUCAGCUAGCCCCUGCGGCCUCAACCGUGCGCUUGGUGUGCACCAGUGGUUUUGCCUGCUGCAGCGCCCGCUCUUCAGCGUAUUCAACACCGUGUACGAGUUUGUGCUUCAAGAGCCUGCGACUACUUGCGUGAAGCUUCCAGAGUGUGUGUGUUCUGAGAUCGCCGUGGCUACGUUCCUCAUGCCACUCCUCGGGGCUGACCUGUCCCGUCCUUUCCUGCCUCGCCUCACGGCAAGCGAUGCGGCGCCGGAGUAUGGUUUUGGGCUAGCUUACCUUGACUGCGACGCUGCCUGCGCUGCACAUGUGGGCUCACUCGCUGAACGACGAGGUGAUUUUGUGAAGUUCUACCUUGAACCUGGUGAGGAGGCUGGCAAGGACCGCUUGGGCACUCCUCACAGGCUGCCUUUUCGGAAGCGGUCUUUCAAAGUGGCUGUUAGUGCAAGGGCCAAGUGGCAAGCCCAUUCAGGUGCUCUGGAGGCUCACGGUCUCCAGCUGGCUUUGAAGUGGCUGCUGAGGACGCCCAAGCGUUUCCACCAUCGCUUGGUCGUUCUGGUUGACGCUAAGGCCAUCCUCGGAGCGGCAAGCAAAGGCAGAACGUCGGCUCCUGGCAUUCGUGGAGUCAUUCGGCACAUCGGCGGGCUUCUUCUUGCCACAAACUGUUUGCUGCGGUUGGUUUAUGUGCCAUCAGAAUACAACCCGGCUGAUGCGCCUUCGCGUGGCAGGCAGCUUUCCGCCAAGCGCAGGGUCAGAAAGGCCUGGCGCAAGAGAACAUGA